AUGGUAGCUGGAAUCAGGAAUUGCAACUUACAGUUAAAAGCUUCAGCUACAGCAGAUUUAAAAGGAAAACCAAAAUUCACAUCUGUACAGUGGAAUCCCCAUCAAAAUUGCAGCCAAAUAGCCACUGCUGUUGAUACCAGUAUCCGAGGUUGGGAUUUAAGAUCUAUGCAGCAAAUCUGGUUGAUUGAAGGAGCUCAUGGACAAUUAGUGCGAGAAUUUGAUUUUAAUCCUAAUCGACAAUAUUAUCUUGCAUCAUGUGGUGAUGACUGUCAUGCAAAAUUUUGGGAUAUAAGAAAUUCUAACAUUCCAGUUAUGAUUCUUUCUAAUCAUUCUCAUUGGAUUUGGACUAUUCGUUAUAAUCAUUUUCAUGACCAGUUAGUUUUAACUUCAAGCAGCGACUCUCGUGUAAUAUUAUCGCGGGUUGCAUCAAUUUCUUCAGAACCUUUUGGACAUUUAAUAGAAGAUGAAGAAACGUCAUCGGUAGAUGAUGGUGAUCAAGACAAGAAAGUGUUUCAGGAUGGUGUCAUUGCUACUUAUGAAGAGCACGAAGAUAGUGUUUAUUCCACAGAAUGGUCCAGUGCAGAUCCCUGGUUGUUUGCUUCGUUGAGUUAUGACGGUCGAUUAGUUAUCAACAAGGUUCCUCGUGCAGAAAAAUAUAGAAUUUUACUAUAGCAUGGAAAUAAACAGUACCCUUGGCAAUAUGUGUAAUUAUUUAAUGAGCUUUAAGUGCGCAAAGCAAUUAAUGUAGCAUGGAAAUAAUAGACAUGAAGCUAAUUAUUUACUAUGUAUAGGUAUAAGUAUCAAAUGGUUAAUUUAUGUAAAUUUUUUACUUGUCUUAUGUAUUUACAACACGGACAAAAAAUCAAUUUAAAAUUAAAUCUUUCCUUAUAUGAACAUAUGUAAAUUAUAUACAUAUAUCACAGGGUGGUCCAAAAGUCAGUUAACUGUGUGAAUUGCUCAGACAAGCUAUCAAAGAAUUAUAAGUAUUUAUAAUUUGCUAUGUCAAAACAUUGUAAUUUGUAUAUUGAACAAAAAUGUCGUACUUUUUAGCCAUUUCUGCAAAAUUUGUAAAUAAUAAAAUCUUCAAACAAGGCAGUAAUUUAGUCUUUACAAUUGUUAGCUGACUUUUGAGAUGAGAGAGGACCCAAAAGUCAGUUAACCAUUUAUAAAGGAAAGGUUGAACUUUUAAUUUGAUUAUUUAUGUACAGUACAAGGAAAGAUCUUGAAAUUAAUUUUUUUU
Messenger RNA from Centruroides sculpturatus (bark scorpion), 1240 nucleotides. RefSeq names its product EARP-interacting protein homolog. Lineage: Eukaryota; Metazoa; Arthropoda; Arachnida; Scorpiones; Buthidae. The record is from RefSeq and is a predicted model, not a curated record. Gene Ontology annotation, biological process: protein ubiquitination. Gene Ontology annotation, molecular function: protein binding. The transcript has 5 exons. The coding region runs from base 1 to 672 and encodes 223 amino acids.